AGGAGUGCCUAUAUUUUUGCAUCCAACCCCCUAUUUUACCGGGGAAGCGACCGCUUAAGAGGUCAUUCGUUCCUGAACAGAAACGAAGAGUCACCAUGCCUGAGCCAGCAAAGUCAGCGCCUAAGAAGGGCUCCAAGAAAGCUGUCUCCAAGACCGCUGCGAAGGGAGGUAAGAAGCGCAGAAAGUCAAGGAAGGAGAGCUAUGCCAUCUACGUGUACAAAGUGUUGAAACAGGUCCACCCCGAUACCGGCAUCUCGUCCAAGGCCAUGGGAAUCAUGAAUUCCUUUGUCAACGACAUUUUCGAGCGCAUCGCCGGAGAAUCUUCCCGCUUGGCUCACUACAACAAGCGUUCAACCAUCACCUCCAGGGAGAUCCAGACCGCCGUCCGCCUGCUACUCCCCGGUGAGCUGGCCAAGCACGCCGUGUCCGAGGGUACUAAGGCCGUGACCAAGUACACCAGCUCCAAGUAAACGGGUGCCAUUUGACUUCCCUGUUAACCCCCAAAGGCUCUUUUAAGAGCCACCCACAUACCUGGAAAAUGUGCUAAUUUCCAUUUGUGCUUGUCACGGUUAUGAUUCUGACCCUGUAGAAUUUUAACAUUGAAUGAAAGCACAUUGAUACUUCGUUGCAACCCAGUACUCAGUUAAGAAUUCCUACAUGUAAGUAUUGGGAUGCCCAUGUAGCUGUAAUGUGACCUGAAUAAUUAAUUUAAAAAUACAAGUAUGGUUACAGUGUCCCACCUGACUAUUUCUGAGGGAAUAUGAGUACUGUAGCCUACUUUGAUUAAUUCAGCACAUGCCAUUAAAUGUCCACACAAUCACAGAUGAUAUUGACCCAACAUUUUAUUCACAGCCUGCCCAUGUCUAUAUUGAAGAUGUUGAGUCAGUCUGAUUUAAGCUCUUUUUAUUGGUUCUGGUUGUAUUUAGGCAAUUGAAUGGUUGCCCCGUUAUGUGCAAAAAAACGGUCCUGAAAGUAGCUUCAGAAUAUGUGGAUGCUUAAAGUGGUCAUUCCAUGAAAAGAGGUACUUUAGUUUUCACAUUGUAAAUAAAGGUUAAAUAAAUGUUGAAAACUGAAGUGUCUUCUGAAAUGUUGUGUUCGUGUAUGUUGUAAGAAAGGCUUAACACUAAGUAUAUUCUUGCACAGUCAUUACUGAACAGUAACUUUGCCACCCAAAAUGUCUGUUUGUGUAUAGACGUGGUCAAAUUUGUUGUUACCCUUAUGGUAGAGGUAAAAAAUUGCUCAGUCUAAGAUAUUAUAAAAUGGCCUGGACACAUUCCUUGAUACCCCUUA
This is a messenger RNA of Hypomesus transpacificus, 1290 nucleotides long. RefSeq names its product histone H2B. The transcript has a single exon. NCBI's taxonomy places the organism in Eukaryota, Metazoa, Chordata, Actinopteri, Osmeriformes, Osmeridae. Gene Ontology annotation, molecular function: DNA binding; protein heterodimerization activity; structural constituent of chromatin. The record is from RefSeq and is a predicted model, not a curated record. Bases 96 to 470 code for a protein of 124 amino acids. Gene Ontology annotation, cellular component: nucleosome.